AUGGAGCCUAGGGCCAACAGCUCAAGCUCAGCUGUAAAGCACGAUGAUCCGAAAGCAGCUCUAAAGAUCUUUGUAUUCCCGGUUACACUCACCGGUUGCCUCCAGAGCAAUUGCCUGUAUGGGUUCCUGCUUGACCGAUCUCUAUAUUCUCGGUUGUACUACAGAACGCUGAGACCACGUGGCGACAAGUCCUCCGACGUGUUACGGCAGGCCUUCCAAAGUGCAGAUUCGACAUACCACAUUACUGUAUUCAUUCAGGUGCUUGACGACGCACAGCGCCUGCAAGAGGAGAACGGCGCUCUCAAAGACAAACUUGACAGUCAAAUGAAACGAGGCAUCGAGCUGGAAUACCAGCACUCUGAAGCACAACAACUCGACAAGAAACAGAUAGCCGCCCUGACCGUCGCGAAUGAACAGGCACAAGCACAGGAAACCAAGGACACUGAUACCAAACAGAAAGAACUGGAGAUGCAGGAAAAACUGCAGCAGCUAACAUCACAGUGCGAUGAACUCAGAGCUACAGUCAACAAUAACAACCAGGCACUGGAAGUUGUUGAAAGUCUAGUUAAGACGGUUCUAAUCAACCCCCGGCUAACACCACCUCAGCUGAAAGCUAAUUCAUCUACACUACAUGAUGUGUUGUGGUUGUAUCGAACGAUAGCUCAUUCACUGCGACAGCAACUUCAGCAAUCAGCAGAGCUCAAUGACAACGGCAACGCUGAGAUUGCGAAAUUGAGAAAACAGAAUGCUCAAUUGGAGAAAUCUAUAUUGGAGGCGACUGCCGCUCUCGAAGUAAAUGACGCUACAAAUGCAAAUGCGAAUCAGCAGAACGAUGUGUCCACGCAAAAAACGAGUGAGAGCAAGGAGCAUUGGCUUCAAGUGAUAAAACUUCUACGAGUGGAGACAGAAACACACAGAGCGCAGAUGCUUGAAUUAACUCAACACCUGAAGGAAUCAACCCAAGCACUCGAUGCUCAAGUGGCACUCAACGCUACUCGACUUGAUAGGAUUGCAGAGUUGACAGGAGAGUUGCGAUCGGUAUUGUAUGUGAAGCUCAAGUCGUAUAUAGCUAAUAUUUUCCUAUACUGGCCUGUAUUGUGA
Sphaeroforma arctica JP610 is the source of this 1101-nucleotide messenger RNA. RefSeq lists its product as hypothetical. The record is from RefSeq and is a predicted model, not a curated record. The transcript has 9 exons. Bases 1 to 1101 code for a protein of 366 amino acids. NCBI's taxonomy places the organism in Eukaryota, Ichthyosporea, Ichthyophonida.